This is a messenger RNA of Chenopodium quinoa (quinoa), 969 nucleotides long. Its product is annotated as probable glutathione S-transferase. Gene Ontology annotation, biological process: glutathione metabolic process. Gene Ontology annotation, molecular function: glutathione transferase activity. NCBI's taxonomy places the organism in Eukaryota, Viridiplantae, Streptophyta, Magnoliopsida, Caryophyllales, Amaranthaceae. The transcript is spliced from 2 exons. The record is from RefSeq and is a predicted model, not a curated record. Gene Ontology annotation, cellular component: cytoplasm. The coding region runs from base 304 to 966 and encodes 220 amino acids.
UCUUCUUAUAAGAUAUAUAAUCUACUAUUAUAUUUUUUUCCCCUAUAUUACCAUUGUCCUUCUAUAUAUACUCAGUAUAUAUUUAAUUAAAAUAUUGUUUCAAAUCUUUAUUGUCUUUUAUAUUAAGAAAAACUAAUUUACAUGCAACAAUAAAGGAUCAUCAUCCAUCAACCUAGGAUCUCCACAAUUUUCCUUCACUCUCCAAAACCCUUUAUAAAUACCCUUCAAACCCACGUUAUCAAAAACACCUUAUUAAAAACCCUACUCCCUUUCUUUUACUCCACAAAAAAAAAAAAAAAAAAAAUGGCAACAGAUAAUGUAGUACAAUUGUUGGAUUUUUGGGCAAGUCCAUUUGGGAUGAGAGUGAGGAUAGCAUUAGCUGAAAAAGGAGUGAAAUAUGAAUACAGUGAACAAGAUUUGAAGAAUAAGAGUGAAUUACUACUUAAGAUGAACCCGGUUCAUAAAAAGAUACCAGGUCUUGUUCAUAAUAAUAAACCGGUUUGUGAGUCUCUUAUAAUUGUUGAGUACAUUGAUGAAGUUUGGUCUGAUAAAGCUACUUUGUUGCCUUCUGAUCCUUAUCGUAGGGCUCAAGCUCGUUUUUGGGCUGAUUUUGUUGAGAAGAAGAUAUACGAUACUGGGAGGAGAGUUUGGACGACUAAAGGCGAAGAUCAAGAGGCGGCGAAGAAGGAAUUCAUUGAGCACUUGAAGGUAUUGGAGCAAGAGUUAGGGAACAAAUCUUACUUUGGAGGAGAUGAAUUUGGGUUUGUUGAUAUUUUUUUUAUCCCAUUCUAUAGUUGGUUUCACGCCUAUGAAACAUUGGCCAACUUCAAGAUUGAAGAAUCUUUCCCAAAGAUCAUUGAAUGGGCUAAGAGGUGCAUGCAAAGGGAAAGUGUGGCUAAAGCUCUUCCUGACCAAAACAAGGUUUAUGAGUUUAUUUUGGAGUUAAAGAAGAGGUUGGGCAUUUAGAGA